UUACAAUUAACUGAUGAAGAUGAAGUAGAUGAUGGAGAAGAAACUACAGAAGAAGAUAUAAUUAUCCCAAAUUCACCAAUUCAAGCUUCAAGAAAUACUCGUUCAAUAAGAAGAAUUCAUUCACUUUGUCAAACUACUAAAGAAAUUGAAAGUUUUGUACCAAUGGAUGAUAAUUCUCAUUUAAAGAAUACUACUAUUCAUACAUUUUCAGUUGAAAAUGAUUUAUUACCAAGAAUUGAUGAGACUGAAUUAUAUAAAAUUUUAAAAGGUGAACAUAAAAAUGCCUUUGAUAAAUGUGUUAUAGUUGAUUGUCGAUUUGAUUAUGAAUUUGAAGGUGGACAUAUCGAUGGAGCUCUUAAUAUUUCUACUAAAGAAGAAAUUGAAAAGGCAUUCAUUAAUAAUAUUAAAUCAACUAAUGAUAAUUUAAAAACUCUUUAUGUAUUUCAUUGUGAAUUUAGUAUAUUUAGAGGUCCAACAAUUGCUAGUCAUUUAAGAAAAUGUGAUCGACGCUUUAAUCGUGAUGUUUAUCCUUAUCUUUCAUAUCCUGAUAUUGUUAUAUUAGAAGGAGGUUAUAAAAAAUUUUAUAAUACUUAUCGAGAUUUAUGUUUCCCUCAAGGUUAUAUUGAAAUGAGAGAUGUAAAUCAUGAAAAACAUUGUGAGAAUAGAAUGGAACAAGUUCGAUUAGAUAGUAAAUUAACUAGAGCUAAAUCUUUCAAUCAAUAUGAUAAUUUCUUUGAAAGUCCUGAUAAUUAUUCAUCAACUCCUAAUUUACCUUUACCAUUUACUCAUCAUAGAUCUCAAUCUUAUACAACUAUUACUAGUGAAAAGAUUUUAAAGAGGCAAAGAUCAAAUUCCAAAGUUAAAACAUUAUCUAGUUCAUCUAUUAGAUUAAGUAGAGCUUCAACAUUUUCUUAUGAUCAAACUAUCUUUAAUUCAAAUCCUUCAUCAUCUCCACUUCCAUUUCAUCUUAAUAAUGGAUCAUCAGGAUCAGGAUCAGGAUCUUCAAAUAAUAUUCAAGAUGGAGAAUCAUUAUUUUUACCACCAUCAACAUCAUUUAGUAAAUCAUCGAAUAGUAGUUCUCAUAGAAAAUCAUAUUCAUCAUGUGCAUCAUUAAAUUCAUCAUCUUCAUCAGUUAAUUUUUCAGAUAGUAAUAAUGGAUUAUUUUCAUCAACUGAAUCAUUAAGUGAUUCAUCUCCAAUGUUAGAAUUCCCCGAAUAUUUUGAUUCAAAAGGUACACUUAUUAGACAUAAUAGUCUAAAUAUUUGUAAACCAUUAAAUAAGAAACCUUCAGGUCCAGUACCUGCUUUACCAAAUAGAGUAAUGUCAAAUUCUAUGACUAUUGCUAAUAAUAAUCAUCCAAAUUCUAAUUUUAAAUUUCCUAAUACAAUAAAAUCUAAACCAAGUAGAUUAAGUCUUAAUAAUAGACAUCAAGGAAAUAGUACUCCUGUAGGGAUUUCUUCAAAUAUUGGUACACCAGCCAAUGUAUCUAAUAAAUUUACUAAUAAUCCAUUUUUAGUUGCAUCACCAUUAAUUAGUUCACCAUUAUCUAAUACAACUCCAUUAUCAACACUUGGUUCAACUCUUUCAACUCAUGGACAAUCAUCAUCAAUUAUUGAUCCAAUUAAUGAUACGCCAGUUGAUUUUUCUGUACCAAUUCCUAGUAAAAUCAAUUCAAUAACUUCAAGGUAUAUUAAUCAUUCAAGAAGAACUUCAGGUUCUUUACUUUCAUCUGCAGGCGGAGGAUUGUAUAAUUUUAUUGAUAUUGAUGAAGCUGAAGAAGAGGAUGAUGAAGAAGAUGAUGAAGAAGAAGAAGAUGAAGAAGAAGAUGAUGAUGUAACAUACUAUGAUUCUACAAAUAAUACUAAAGUUACAACUCCAGGCAAUACUAUCAAUAUAGAAAAAGUUGAACCAACCAUAUUUGGAGUUAAGAGUCCCUUUGAUAGUUAAUACAUUCUUUAUAAUCGUUUAUAAUUUUAGCAUAGUCAUUACAAAUACAAAUAAAAAUAAUAUAUAAUAUAAUGGAUUUA
Messenger RNA from Scheffersomyces amazonensis, 2027 nucleotides. It is a transcript of the gene MIH1, whose product is annotated as putative tyrosine protein phosphatase. Gene Ontology annotation, biological process: protein dephosphorylation; positive regulation of G2/MI transition of meiotic cell cycle; positive regulation of G2/M transition of mitotic cell cycle. The record is from RefSeq and is a predicted model, not a curated record. The transcript has a single exon. Lineage: Eukaryota; Fungi; Ascomycota; Pichiomycetes; Serinales; Debaryomycetaceae. Bases 163 to 1947 code for a protein of 594 amino acids. Gene Ontology annotation, molecular function: protein tyrosine phosphatase activity. Gene Ontology annotation, cellular component: nucleus; cytoplasm.